This is a messenger RNA of Hymenoscyphus albidus, 1828 nucleotides long. NCBI's taxonomy places the organism in Eukaryota, Fungi, Ascomycota, Leotiomycetes, Helotiales, Helotiaceae. The record is from the annotation of a GenBank genome assembly.
GCUGGAGAAAGUGGUCGUCGAUUUAGUCAUUCUUUUUCGAAGUCCACCCCCCAAUUUCCAUGGCAUUAUUGAGGUUGCUGGAUGUGGUAUAGCUCUAGCUCGCGAUCGCUAUCAAGCCCAGAUUUGGUGUUGAAGUCCCGGGUACAAGUCCCCACUGAUGAUGAGUUCACCUUCUCAACCCAGGUGUUGUGGAUGAACUCCCCCGGUACGGUACUGUAUCGUGUAGUGGCCCAAGGCUUGGGAGCCAGGAGGAAGCUUUUGCCGCUCAGACUAUCAACUUCAAGUUCCUGGAAACCCCCCUUGAGCUUCUUCCUAUCAAGCACUCAUAUAAGAGAGGGUAUUCCCCGAUGAUUCUGUCUUAACCAAGCUGCCAGUCAGACCAAAGUUUCACAUAACUCAGCUCUCUUCAAAAAUGGUUGCCCUUAAUUUUGGCCUCUCGGUUGCGGCGUUGGUAUCGUUUGUUUCGGCCCAGGCUACUGGAGGCGACUUUAACAUUCUAGCUUUCAAUGUUGCGGGUCUUCCUGCAAUUCUGAAUGGCAAUGAGGUACCUGGUGAUAAAGCUACGAACGCUGGAACCAUUGGAACUUUGUUUACGAAGUAUGAUUACGACAUAAUCAACAUGCAAGAAGGUAAUAUUUCAAAACUUUACAAGGAAUUUCACAAAACUAACCUUGAUGGGUAGAUUUCGCUUUCCAUUCUUAUAUCUAUGCAACAGACAAACACCCUUUCCGAACCCCAACCUCGGGGACUGUAGUGGUUGGUUCUGGACUGAAUACGAUUUCAAAUUUUAACUGGGUCGACUUCAGAAGAGAGAAAUGGGAUACUUGCUCCAAUGCCUCCGGAGCAGAUUGUUUGACUCCAAAGGGUUUUACAUUCAUGCGUGUAGCGGUAUCGGAAGGUGUCUAUGUUGAUAUGUAUAACCUACAUACCGACGCUGGGUUCAUAAAUUCCCAUUCUCUUCUCUAAACACUUCCUAACUGUUCCACCUAGAACUGAGAGUUCCGAUUUAACUGCACGUGCUGCAAAUCUCAAACAAGUAGCAGAUUACAUCGACACUUGGUCAAGUGGUAACUCAGUUAUUGUCUAUGGAGACACCAACUCUCGCUACACCCGGAUACCUGACAAGAUCACCGUCUUCAGAACCCAAAACGGCAUGACUGAUGCUUUCGUUGAACUCAUGCGAGGAGGCGUAGAGCCAACUGUUGAGACCAUUUGCACCAACCCACCUACCGUCCGCGAUUGCGAGACCGUCGACAAAGUCUUCUACCGUGGAUCCAAGCAGCUUUCCAUGACUGGUACCUACUUCAACUACGAAUCCAGCAAAUUUCUGCAAGCCGAUGGUUCAAUCCUCAGUGACCACAACCCCAUCACCGUCAACUUCACCUGGUCGGCAAACCCCACACGUCGCCAAUCGCCCUUCUUCGGAGGACCACAUGGAACCUGGUUCAACGACCUGGAAGCCCUCCCAGAGUCCCCACGCGCAACCGUCAUCACAUUCCGCGGGGGCGACCGCGUCGAUUCCGUUUCUUUGGCACUCGCAUCAGGGCAAAGCUUCACGCACGGUGGAACCGGGGGUACGAGCAGGAGUCUCGUUCUCAACUCAGGCGAGUACUGGAGUUCCGCACGUCUCUGCCAAGGACAGAAGAGCGGACAGACGAGAAUCUUUUCCAUCACUGCUACGACGAGUACGGGACGAACACUCUCUUCCGGCGAGAGUACGUCUGACUGCGUGACUUAUUCUACGCCUGCUGGGUGGGGUAUCGUUGGGUAUCUUGGUCAGGAUGGGGAUGAGAUUGAUCAAUUAGCUUUCCUUUAUGCGCCUUACUGA